AUGGCGUUCCGUAAACCAGCCCCCUCGUACGACCCCCGCCCUGGCAAGGACACCUCAGCCGCGUCGAAGGACAUUUCCAGCAACAGCCUCGCCUUCCUCACCCACAGCGUGCCCUCCCGCCACCGCAGUGGCAGCACCGCUAGCACUCGCAGCACCAAUAGUGAGCAACAACAGAAGGCUACUUCCACCACAAUAACAAACAACAACCCCUUAAAUCCUACCCUAGCCAACAACAGCAGCAAUAGCAACAAUGCACUCCUUCUCCCUCGCAACAGCUCCGACAACAGCAGCACCCAUUCGAAGCAAAGCCAUCACCAUAUCAGACUUCCAUCCUUCUUUCGUCGACGAAAGCAUUCUUCUGCUUCUGCCACCACCGAAUCCCCUUCCUCUCACUCUCCCUCGCCUUCCUCCUCCACCGCCCAACUCUCCCUCCAGCAACACACCAUCGUCAUGGUCCCUACCCACGAUAUCCACAUCAAAUGGCCCCACCCCGUCCCCUCCGGAAACGCCUUCAUUGCCGGCACUUGGUCCGUCCCCGGGCACGGGCCAUGGGAAAAGCUGCCCAUGACCCGCAUCGACGGUACUGACUCCUUCGAGAUCCACCUUGACGUCCAGGAGAUCGAGGAUAUCUCGGACUAUUUCGACGAGGAUGGCUACCUCCACCAUGAACUCCUUGAUCACCACCACCCACACGACCAAUCCCACCAAGGCUCCCCUCCCCUCGCCCCCACUUCUACAACAAGCUCAACGACGACCCAUAUCUCUCGCCGCAAGCGCUUCUCUCGAUUCUUAGGGCGUGCUCGGUCCUCUUCCUCUGCCUCUGCCACCUCAACCACAAGCACCAACAACAAGGACCUCCACAUCGACCUCCCUUAUCAUCAUCAGAGUAAAGAUGGGACUUACUUGCCUCUUGCCCGCGAGUAUCGCUAUCAGUACAAGUUUGUGAUCGACGACGAGUGGAAGUGCGACCACGACCAAGCCCAAGUGCAGGACUCCCAUGGCCACUGGAACCAUGAGCUUGCUGUUGAGCUCGUCGAGCAACCCUCUGCCGGCUCAGGAGGAGGACGCAGCCGAAGCUCAAGCCUCCAAUCCCAGCACGGUCCUCAAGUCUCUGAGCAAGUUUCUAUCAACAAGCCUUUGCCAACCCCCCACCCCACCAUCAUCACCACUUCCUCAUCCGACUCUACCACUACUACUACAACCACCACCAGCAUCAUAGUUUCCCCCGCGGAGGAGGAUGAGAAGGAUCUUGCACGGGAGGUGAUCGAGAAUAUUGAUGUUGGGUCAGCCCCUGUUUCUGCAAGCCCGACUACUGUUACUGCUGCUGCCCCUGUCGCUGCUGAUGUUGAUGCUGCGAUUCCUACCUUGACCACCACAAGAAUGGGCAACAACGUCAAAUCCAGGGACACCUAUGAGGCUGUCCUUAUCUUUGACGAGACAGAUGACUUGAGCGACGGCGAGGGUGGUCGUUCCAAGAGACAACAGGUCGUCGAGUCAGACGAUGAGGAUGAGGAAUUGGAGGAUAACAACAUCAACAACAACAUCGCCACGGAGGAGAAAGAAAUUGUAUUGUUGGGUGAGGAUGAGGAUGUGGUCAAGGCCGAGGUUACACCCCAACAAGACGACCAUGCAUCGUUAUCGCCUGCUGAUCCACAACAAGACAAUUACCCUUCUGAGGAGACCUCCCCUGUCGUCAUCAAGCUGUCUGCUGCCAAUACUGCAGAUGAUACUACUGCCAACCCUGUCUCCCCAUCGAUCGAGGUUGCUGAAGUCAGCAGCGACAAGGUCAUUGAAAUUGAGGUUGCACAGCAGGCUGUAGAGGAAAAGAAAGAAGUUGAACAAGAUGCAUCUGCCGCGGCUAUCGAGGAUGUCUUUAUGAACUCGCCCAGUGUUGCCGAACCCCUUCCUCAGCUGGGCGAGUCCCCCAUCAUCAUCCCUGCCGAGUCUUCGUCUUCUACUGUCGAGGAGGAACAUGAGUCAUCUACUGCCGCUGCUGUUGAAGAGGUUGCCGUUCCUGCCCCGAUUGUUGAGGCCAAGGUUGCUGAACCUUUAGUCGUCGAGACUGAAAAGGUCGCUGUUGUCGAGAGAGCCCUUGAGGUUGAGGAGACGCCUGCUCCUGCUCCCACUGUCUCGUCUCCUGCUCCAACCUCGGUUGCCAUCCCUGCCUCGCCCAACUUUUCGUUUGAGUCCAUCGCUGCCCAGUCUCACCUGCUCUCGCCCGAUGUUGAGCCCGAGACGUUUGUUCUUCAAGCUGCCGUCAAUCUCGACGAGGAGAACACUGGCAAGGAUAAUGAUGGAGUGAACGAGGUCGAAGAGCUCGAGCCUGAUGUCAAGCCUGCUGCUUCUGCACCCCCCGCACCUGUUCCCACCAAGGUUGUCCUUGAGGUUGUCACCGAUGCCUCCGCCAUUGCUGUCGCCACCGCCGCAGCAGCAGCGGCUGCCUCUGCCACCUCUACCGCGAACGAUUACCCUCAGGUCCCAUCGCCUCCCUUGACACCCUCCAAUUUGAGCAGCUCGAAGCGCGACUUACUCACUGACCAGAUCAUCUCUGUCGAGUCGACUGAGACUGAAGGUGAGAAGCAGCAGCAGCAGAACGAGGAGUCGUUUGAACGGUCUGUCUACAUGACCCCUCGUGCCGAGACUACCAUGACCAAGCACUCCACCGUCGAAGAGACGACCACCGUCGAAGAGCCAUCGACUGUUGCUGCUGCUGCUGUUGAGGACGAGAACGCGACGAUCGAUAUCCUUGAAGACAAGGACCUCCCCGCAUCUCUCCUGUCCAACUCCUCAUCUUCCUUGUCAUUGUCCACAUUGAAUGGAGGCCAGAGUAGCAGCCGUCGUAGCAGCAAUAGCAGCACCAGCACCAAGGCCUCCUCCUCGUCCCCGCCGUACCGCGAGAUGGUGGAGCAUGACAAGAGCAAGAAGAACGGGCCUGAACAACACCCCAGCUUAUUCUGGAGCAUCUGCAAGACGACAGCUGUUGUAUCUACUGCGGUUGUCAUUCUUGGUUUGGGCCUCGGACGUAAGAGGGAUUGA
This is a messenger RNA of Linnemannia hyalina, 3036 nucleotides long. The record is from the annotation of a GenBank genome assembly. Lineage: Eukaryota; Fungi; Mortierellomycota; Mortierellomycetes; Mortierellales; Mortierellaceae.